AUGCCUGGUCUCGUCCAAAGUGGCCGCUCCUCGCCGAAUAUGCACAACAUCGCCAGCGAGGGGCCAGCUCUGUCACCCGCCGACAAGAAAAGGAACAGAUUAGGAUACCAACGAACUGCGGUCGCAUGCGGCCACUGUCGGCGGCGCAAGAUCCGCUGCGUGCCUGCUUUCAACGACACGAGCGGUCGCUGCCAGAACUGUAGUCGGCUCAAGAAAGAUUGUCAGUUCUUCCCUGUCGACUUACCGGGUUCGGCGCCCCCGAAGCGUGUGCGCAAGCCGACAAACACCUCUGAAGCCUUCAACAACGAGGGAGACGCCUCGGUCGCCUCAUCCUCUCCAGGUGGCAUCCUCAGGAGCACCUCGGUGGAACACUUGAACGAUGUAGAUGAUCCCUUGGACACUCACCUGUCGAGGGAAAGUCCCGGGCUCCACGGGUUCGACCCUUCUCUACCAAUGUCUCUUCAGGGAUCCAACUUUCCAAACUCUUACGAUUCUAGCCACCAACAACACCACCAGCGCCAACAGAUGCUCAUUCAAUCUUCAUACUCGCCUCGACCCUACGCCCAAGACCCUAUGAAUCCUCAAUUCUAUCAGCAGCAGCAGUAUGGGCAUUCUUUGCCGUCGCAAUAUUCUUCAGCAUUCAACCCCGGGCAUUUGCCUUCGCCCAUGGGGACCAUCGCGCAUGAACCAACCUACGAAUAUCAGACACCAGUGUCAAAUCCUCCCUACGACUGGGGUCAGCCGACGCGGUCUCUGUCGUCUGACACAGGCGAAGAGUUGUCAUCCGGCUUCGCAACGCCUUAUCGAACCAACACAUUCCCUUUCUUCGAGAAAAGAAUGACGAACCAAACACUGCAGUUUGCCCCAUCGAGCUCGAGUUUGGCGCAUCCUGGCAUGGAGGGUCAGUCGAAUGCGACGCUCGGUGAUUUUCGCGAAGACAACCCCUACCAGCCCAUGCAAAUGAGAGUACAACAGGAGUGGGGAGGAGGCGGUCCCGACCCAGCGCGACAGAACUCUGCGCCUGGCGUUGGCAUGUAUCCUCAGGCCUGGUAUCCGCCGCAUCCGAACAUGGAAGGAAUGAGACAGGAUGAAGGCCAGCCUCAAAUCCUGCCAUCGCAGAACCACAACGCAAGAGGAAGUCAGCAUAAGCCCUCUGGCUGA
This is a messenger RNA of Cladophialophora carrionii CBS 160.54, 1161 nucleotides long. RefSeq lists its product as uncharacterized. The coding region runs from base 1 to 1161 and encodes 386 amino acids. The transcript has 3 exons. Gene Ontology annotation, molecular function: DNA-binding transcription factor activity, RNA polymerase II-specific; zinc ion binding. The record is from RefSeq and is a predicted model, not a curated record. Lineage: Eukaryota; Fungi; Ascomycota; Eurotiomycetes; Chaetothyriales; Herpotrichiellaceae. Gene Ontology annotation, biological process: regulation of DNA-templated transcription.